This is a messenger RNA of Gigantopelta aegis, 3999 nucleotides long. RefSeq names its product sentrin-specific protease 1-like. The record is from RefSeq and is a predicted model, not a curated record. Gene Ontology annotation, molecular function: deSUMOylase activity. The transcript is spliced from 18 exons. Gene Ontology annotation, biological process: protein desumoylation. Bases 40 to 1965 code for a protein of 641 amino acids. NCBI's taxonomy places the organism in Eukaryota, Metazoa, Mollusca, Gastropoda, Neomphalida, Peltospiridae. Gene Ontology annotation, cellular component: nucleus.
UUGAAAUUUCCAUGCAGUCGGAUAUAAAACCGUUUACAAAUGUUUAGUUCGGUGUCAGACAAACUUCGGUCAUUUAUUUUUCAACCUACAUGUGAUCAAGAAAUACAUAGGCACACUAAAAAGCGGAAACGUGAAACGGAUGACACGGAUUCUGAUGAUCCAGACAUACAGAUUUUGUCCGUCAAAAGGCCAAAAAGUGACAAAAAUAAGACAUUUUUGAGUUUCCUGACGCUGCCUGUGAGCCGGAUGGCCGAGUGGGUACAGAGGAAGACGACAUCGUUCGCGGACCAGUUCAGCGUACAGAGGAUUCCUGAGGAGAGUCGGUGGCGACACCCGCCCUCUGGUCAGCAGCACCACUCUUCCUCGAGACCAGUCCCUGUCGUCCAGGUGCCCACCUCUAACGGAGGCCUGCUGUCAUCACAGAGACUCCGAAGGCGUGGUUUGCAUUCUAAAGAGGAUUCGGCAUCUACUCCGGCCCCUAAUGUAACGAUCACGCGACAUCCCCCCGUCAGUGAGGUGGCCAGUACAAAUGGCAGGGAAAGCUUCACUUGUCGUGCAGUGCAGACAGACACACUGUCGACUCGCAAACCAUUGUUUAAUUCAUCAUCACCCACAAGAAAGUUCACAGCCUUCCAGUGUGUCCGCCUGGACGAGCGAGAACGAUACCGUCAACUGUUACAACACUACACAUCGGUUCCCCUCACCAAUAACGUUCCGCCGGAUUACAGCUCCAACGAUGGCAGCUUAUCAAACGACAGACAGAAAUUCAGCCUAUCACGGAGCAGAAUCUCUAUUCCUAAUGGUUUCCUUUCUGAGACAAGUGCUGAUGACAGUAUCUUUGCAUCCCAGUUGAAAGCACCACAAAAGCAAGAUGGAUUUCCUGUCACAAACAGUGUUUUGUUCAGAAGAAAGUCGCCCAUGGAAAUCAUGAAAACUGCAGCAUCAUCCAAUCAUUCUAUUUGCAUAAAAUCACCAACAUCAGUUGAAGAAGAUGAUAGAUUACGGAAAGUAGAAGAGCACAUACAUUCAGAACGACGUCCGUCUCUAGAAUUCAAAACAUCUCCUUAUUUGGAAGAUGACUGGAUUAAAAAUCUGAAAGCUCGGUAUUCGUCUGAAGCAAGAGAAAGACAACGAAAGAUCGAGGAGGCAAAAAUAACUGCAGAACUUCUAGAAGAGAAAAGAAAAGCCAAAGAACAUGAUUUGGAAAGACAGAUUCGAGAACGUAUGAAGAUAUUUGAGAAAGAGCCACCUGUUUUACCCGAGCCUGAACCCACUGAAGAAGAAGAACAAUUACCAGAGUUGUCUGCUGCGAUGGAAGAAGAAAUAAACCGCGCACUGCGUCCGCACCCAUCUAAUGAAAUCCUGUCCGAUGGCUUUCGUCUUCAGAUUUCUCGAAAGGAUAUGGUUACAUUAAGUGGCCUCAGCUGGUUAAAUGAUGAGAUAAUAAAUUUUUACAUGAACUUGCUAAUGUCAAGAGCGGAAGAAGAGGGGAAGCCCAAGGUGUAUGCAUUUAACACGUUCUUCUACCCUAAAGUCAUGAAUGGUGGUCAGGCAUCGGUCAAACGGUGGACGCGGAAGGUGGAUAUAUUCAGCUACGACUAUAUCUUAAUUCCGGUGCAUUUAGGAAUGCAUUGGUGCUUAGCGGUUAUUGAUUUCAAAAAGAAAAGUAUAUUCUAUUAUGAUUCGAUGGGAGGAACAAACCCGUCAUGUUUAAAUGCACUCAAAAAAUAUUUAUGUGAUGAAAGCUUGGACAAAAAGAAACAACCAUUUGAUCUGAACGGAUGGAAAAUGGAAGUUGUGAAGGAUAUUCCACAGCAAAUGAAUGGCAGUGAUUGUGGAAUGUUUGCAUGCAAAUUUGCAGACUACAUCACCAGAGAGGCAAAGAUUACAUUUUCACAAGAACACAUGCCGUACUUCAGACGGCGAAUGGUUUACGAGAUCAUCAAGAAGAAAUUGUUACAAUGACGCUAAAAACAAGACGGGUUGCAUAUACACACAUCAGCACAUUCGCUGUGACAACGCACAGAAGACGGCACCAAGACUUGAACUAGUCUUCUCUGUGAGGAUAAAAACCGACUUAAGUUGGCCAUAAAUUGUCCUCUGGAGUCGACAGCAACAAAUGUUGGUACAUGUUAAAGGGAUGAAGCAGGGCAAGGAAAAGACAUCCUUCGUGGAUACAAAUUUUUGUUUUCAGAGGCUCUUUAAUGUUAAUUCAAAGAAUUGAACAGUUAUCAGUGUGCGGUGUGCUGCUAGAUCUUGUUAAUUCAAAGAACUGAACAGUUUAAAUGUACAGUGUACUAGAUCUUGUUAUGAAGAAGAUGUGGGCUGGUUGGGAUUUUUUAAGGGAGGGAAGUUUCUAUGGGAGUCCAUCAUGGCAUAAAGCAUGACAAUGCUGUGAUCUGUCGUUUCAUACGAGAUUGAAAUAUUUUUAAAUCAGUGUUGUGAAGUAUCAAGACACUACCGAAGGUGAAUUUGUGAUGUGUUGUUCAAGUUUAAUUGAAAAAAAGAAAAGAAAAAAGAUUUUUAGUUAUGUUUACACACUUGGCAGUGCUAAAAGUAAUAUUUGUUUUGUUAUUUCCUCUUUUUUUUUGUCUCUGUAAAAGUUGAGUUUCAGAAAGAUUAGGCAAAAACUGUCCUUGUGAAAUGCUAUAUGACAUAUAACUGAAAGUGUAGAAACUCUGUGAGAGGCAGAUUGUAUAUGUUACAGACUCUGUUGUAAAGUCAGUCUAUAGGACAGUGUUUUUAACCACAGGACACUAGGAAUAUGUCUGCUGUGGGAAACGACAUGUGAUAUUAGCAGGACAUAUCUUUUAUAAUAUGUCAUUAGUGCCACUGCCUCAAAAUAUAUGCAAAUAACAUCAUUCAGUGUCCUCUCCGUCAUCUUCUGCUGAUAGACCUCAGAUCAUCAUAUUAGAUGAACUCUCAAAAUAGUGUUUCUAGUCAGUAGUGAAAAAAACCUGUUUUAAUGUAUUUACGGUACAUAAACAUACUCCGUGUUUAAACUGAUCUGAAAAUAUUGUAAGGAAUUUGGUAAAUUAUGUGUUUAAAAAAUGCGAUCAAAUAUGAUUUUUUUUUUCUUCUAAAUUUGUACAAAUUUUUUUACAGGCCCGUAGGAAUGAUAUCUGGAGUGGGAGGGGCACAAUCUCUAGUGCUGGGAGGGCACAGUGUAGUAGUUGGGGAGGCACAAGCCAAAAAACAAAAGGAGUACAUUUUCAUUCCUAUAUAAAAUAUUAACUAUGUUUAUAAAAUUAACUUCAGUUUGAAUUUGAGGAACAGAAAAUAAUACUUUAUGGAGACUUUCUAUCAGUAAGAUAAGUAAGUGUUUGUAGACACUGCAAGAUUUUCAUCUACGAACAUUGACAGAAACAGCUUUUUGGUAGGACAAAAAUAUGGAAGAUCUGAAUGACCUUCAUCUUUUGUCAUUAAGUGGGGGAAACUGCAUUCCACCCCAAUCCCCGACAGGAUAGCACAUACCAUGUUUUUUCAUGAACUAGUCACGGGAUGAAUGAGAUUACUGCAGCUGAGAAUUAACUUGCACAUACACAACUUUUACGUAGUUGAAAAUGUACUCCAGCACACUAAUAUUAUGGAAUAGUCUCCAUAUGUAUUGUAAAUCGGAUAAUAAAAGUAUUUUAAGGUACCAUUGUACUUUGUCAACAACAACCACAAAAAGGUUCAGGGAGAGCCUAAAGACCCUCUUCCUAUUACUUUGGUUAUCUGUUGCAGUGAAUAUUGAAGGGCUUGUACGACAAGUAUAAUCAAUUCUGUUUCACUGAAUGUACAGAACUAUAUAAAUUAAUUACAUUAAAUGUACAUAAUCAUUGUCAUCAAAGUCAGUAAUAUGUUAUCAGGGCCGUAGCUAGGAGUUUUUGUUUGGAGGGGCAACUAAGUAAAACUCCUUAAAUGGUUGAGAAGAGAAUUUUCUUUAAGUUUCUAUAAUGCUUUCCAGAUUUUUUUUUGUGGGAGGGGGGCAACUACCGCUCUCCCCCCCCCCCCCCC